Molecule: messenger RNA, 561 nt
Organism: Ectocarpus sp. CCAP 1310/34
Lineage: Eukaryota; Phaeophyceae; Ectocarpales; Ectocarpaceae
Source: the annotation of a GenBank genome assembly
AUGGCCGUCGACAUCAACGAGCUUCUCCUUCUAGAGGCCGAGCUGAAGACCUCACGUGAGCGUGAAACAUUACCUAUUAGUCUAGAUGCCAAGUUGAAUAUCCUCAAGUACCUUCAAGUACAGACGGGCCUGCGCAGCAUCGCCCCUGUUCGAUCGAAGGGGCUCUUCCAGUCCAAGGUCUUGGAUGUACAGGACUGCGGCGAGGACGAGAAACUUGAACCACAGCUACAGUUCUCUCUUGCAGAGGCUGACCUUGCAAAGCCGCGUUUGGACGAGCUGGUUGCGAAGGUUGCACAGGACUCGAGCAAGUACGAGGUUCAAUGCGUGGACGUCAAGUCUCGGGAAAGUACACAACGGAAGGCCAGCAGAUUCUGGGAUGGGGGCGUCCGAAAGGUUGCUGACAUGGCUAGGGUGACUGUAAUCUGCGCCACACCGGAGGCCCUGGAAGAGGUGUACUUGGCUAUCAUCAUGGCAUUGCCCAAGGCGAGUAGGACAUGCAGAUUUCCCGUCAACCCGCAAUAUUGGAAUCGUGCCGUACUCAUUAUGUGCUGUUUGUCAUGA